This is a messenger RNA of Juglans microcarpa x Juglans regia, 582 nucleotides long. RefSeq lists its product as uncharacterized. Lineage: Eukaryota; Viridiplantae; Streptophyta; Magnoliopsida; Fagales; Juglandaceae. Bases 1 to 582 code for a protein of 193 amino acids. The transcript has a single exon. The record is from RefSeq and is a predicted model, not a curated record.
AUGGCGGCUUGUCGUCGAGUUCGAAGCCUUGAAGAUUUGAACGAAAACAACAAUGAUGAGGGUUGCACGUUUGAACAAUUUAAUCGAACGCAUCCUUCCAUCUUUGAUGGAAGAGGAGAUACGAACGCAACGGAGGAUUGGAUACAAGACAUUAAAGAAAUAUUCAAUGUUUUGGAGUGUACCGAUCAGCAAAAGUUUCUGUUCACAGCUUUUAAACUAACUGGAGAAGCGAAGAGAUCGUGGAAUUUUGAAAAAGUCAUCAGGGAAGCUGAGGGGACUGGAGUGAUUGUUUGGGCUCAAUUCAAGCAGAAUUUCUUUGACCGAUUUUUCCCCAAAGCGGAUAGAAAAGCUAGAGCUCGAGAGUUCACCAACUUGGUGCAAGGGACCAUGACUGUGCGCCAGUAUGCUGCAAGGUUUGCGGAAUUAUCACGCUUCGCCACAUACCUGAUUCUUGAUGAGGAGAGGAAGACCAGGAAGUUGGAUGAAUGUGUGGAUUGUGAUGGGGCAUAUUUUCUGUGUUGCUUGAACUGGAAGACAUCUAGGAAAUAUGUAAAGUUGCAGAAAUUAUUGGAUCAGGCGUGA